This is a messenger RNA of Toxorhynchites rutilus septentrionalis, 2285 nucleotides long. RefSeq lists its product as uncharacterized. Bases 999 to 1967 code for a protein of 322 amino acids. The transcript is spliced from 4 exons. NCBI's taxonomy places the organism in Eukaryota, Metazoa, Arthropoda, Insecta, Diptera, Culicidae. The record is from RefSeq and is a predicted model, not a curated record.
UACGGGUUGUCGGACGUGUUUCCCUGUCGGAAGGGCUAAGUUGCGAAAAUUGAGAAUUUUCCGCUGCCAUCGUUCGGUCGGUCGGGUCGCUGUAGACCAGCCCGAGGGGGAGUAGUGAACUGCCCGAAAGUACAGAAGAGAAUAGACACACAAAAAAAAGUUGUUGAUUUUUCCUCCCGCCACCCGACGAGGAGUACUACGAGCCGUGGUGAGAAGAUUCUUUCCGCCUGGCGCUUGGGAAGACAUUUAAUUAAAGCUAAUGAAGGACCUUCUUUGAAUAACAGUGAACUAACGCGGCGCGGACCGAUGCUCGCGUCCAGUGUCUGAGCAUCUCGAGCGUGAGGUGAGGGUGGAGCAGUGAUUUUGUUGGGUGGUUUUAGCAUCAACGCGCAAAGCCUAAUCCCCAGUUGGUUGUUUGCUUUGCUGAUUAAUUCGACCGGUUCAGUGCAGCUGCCGAGAAUACACAUUCACAUCUGCGUGUAUGUUUACACUGUAAUUCAUCACGAACACACGCUCUUUGCAUCUUUGCGAGCGCCAGGAUUAGAGUUAUCGAGUGGAAGAAGUGAAAAAGUGCCCAACGCCGACUGAACCAAACUCAAAUAGAAGUGUAUUAGGAGAGCUUUCGAAACGACAAGCGCGUGUCUACUCCUUGAGACAAGUUUAUGCGGAAAAGUCGGACCUAAGCAAACCCAAUCCCGACGGCGGCACAAGACUAACUUUGCUCCUCGGUUCUGUAUAUGUAUGUGCGAGGGGACUGUUAAACAGGGCCACCUGUGCGAGGAAGAAACCGAUUUAUUGUAAUAUCCUCACCAUCAUUCGUGUCCCCGGUCCGUGUGUUCUCGCGGGGGGGAAGUUGAAGGAAAGAAGUGGCGCGGUGAAAUGUGGUGGUUUCCGGAAAUUAAACAAGGACGAAGCUGAAAUGGCGAGCUGAAUUGAAAUUCAACCCCACUUCGAAUUCAGGGCUGGCUGGCGAACGCGGGGCGGAGCCGUGUCAAGCAAUGCUGGUGAUUAUUCUCGCAGGGGUACUUUGCAGGAUACUGGUCCUGACAGGUGUCUUCCCGCUGCAUCUGCAGCAUGUUCGAAUUCCGAGCUACAAAUUCCGGGGCGAGUCCGCCCUGCUGGAGUGCCAGUAUGAGCUGGCCGGGGGAAGCUACCAUCGAACCCGCAGCCGGACGGAGUCUCGCGGACCACGUCCUCGCCAUGACAUUUUCCAAGAAGAUUACUACAACGACGAAGAGGAAAGCAGGGGUGAGAGAAUCUACUCCGUCAAGUGGUACAAGGACAACGAAGAGUUCUACCGGUACAUCCCGUCGGCGAAUCCGACGAUCAAGAGCUACAAGAUCGAGGGCAUCCGGGUGGAUCCGGCCCAUUCCGACCAUUCAAAGGUGCUGCUGCGAUCGUUGACGCUGAAGUCUUCCGGUGUGUAUCGGUGUGAGAUAUCGGCGGAGGCGCCCAGUUUCGAUUCGGUGCAGGGCGAGGGUCGAAUGGAUGUGAUAUACAUUCCCAAGGAAGGACCCAGAAUCAGUGGUGACGGCGAUGAGCGGUCCUAUCAUAUGGGUGAAACGCUCGAGCUCAACUGCACAUCCGGUCGAUCCUUCCCGGCCUCGACCCUCCAGUGGUAUCUCAACGAUCAGCUAGUGAUGGAUCAUAAUAUGCUGGUGUCCUAUCCACUCUUCUACAACCCGCACGGUCUGAUCACCACCUUUCUGGGGCUGAACGUGAUCAUGGGACCUCAGUACUACGAGAAUGGGGUGAUGAGGAUCAAAUGCGUGGCCAGCCUUUCUCCGGUCCUGUGGAGGGAAGGAAAGGAAAGUAUUCUGCAGUGGGAGCAGCCCACCAUUGACAAUCGGGAGGCAAUGCUGCUGGUGAAAAGCACCGCCACAAACCAUCGGACGUCUAUCGGCCACCACCUGACCCUUCUAAGUGCAAUCUAUUACUUCUCGAUCUUAUUGAUGAACUUGUUAUGAAGCUAAAAGUUUCAAUUCGUUGGAUUUCCCAACAACCGGCGAAUAACAGUGUAUUAAGUUUACUAGAAUUUAUACUUUCAAGUUGAUGAGAGUGAGCUUACCACCACCUAAUUUAGGAACUGUAAUCAUUCGUGGCUUCUAGCAAAGUGAAACAAACCCCAAAACAACACUUCACGUCACAUCAGUUCUAGAGCAAUUACUUUUACUGUAAAUAUUAGUGCAAUUUGAAAGCGUAGCGUAUUUUGUACAUACAGAGAUGAUCACACCGGAAUGCGGUGAGUUACAAUUAAAGCAAGAUUUUAUAACGAAACAAAAAAA